This is a messenger RNA of Prunus persica (peach), 1082 nucleotides long. Its product is annotated as ethylene-responsive transcription factor ERF037. The coding region runs from base 53 to 1003 and encodes 316 amino acids. NCBI's taxonomy places the organism in Eukaryota, Viridiplantae, Streptophyta, Magnoliopsida, Rosales, Rosaceae. Gene Ontology annotation, cellular component: ribosome. The record is from RefSeq and is a predicted model, not a curated record. The transcript has 6 exons. Gene Ontology annotation, biological process: regulation of DNA-templated transcription. Gene Ontology annotation, molecular function: DNA-binding transcription factor activity; DNA binding.
AAACACUACACUUUCCCUCGAAAACCUUAUCCGCUUCUCUCAAGCUUCAACCAUGGCGUCACUGAUACUUGGAGCUCUUCCAAUCUCCACUCAAACGCUCGCUUUCAGCUCUCGCAUUUCGUUUUCCCAGUCUGAGACCCUAUCCAAUUCUCUCCCCUCCUCCACAGCUACCACUCCUUCAGUGUACUGCGGUAGGGGCGAUAAGAAAAUCGAAAGAGGAAAACGUUUCAAUCACUCUUAUGGCAAUGCGAGACCUCGGAACAAAAACAAAGGAAGAGGUCCACCAAGGGUUUCCCGUGCCUGUGGCUUCCCCUUAUGGCACCAACAUAAUGGUAGAUGGGAAGCAAGAAUAGGAAGAGUUUUUGGAAACAAGUACCUCUAUCUUGGCACUUACAGCACUCAAGAGGAAGCAGCUCGUGCCUAUGACAUUGCAGCAAUUGAGUACAGAGGGAUCAAUGCUGUGACUAACUUUGACUUGAGUUCUUACAUAAGAUGGCUAAAGCCAACAGCAGACGAUCCAAUAGCCACUCAAGAACCAGACACAGUCGCAGAGCCUCAGAAUAUGCCAUUCAUGGCCAACAGCUACAUCCCAACACAGGAGUCUUUCUCACACACAAAUCCUUUUGCCUCUGAUUACAUGAACUACCCCCGAAAACAAGAAGUCAUUGGUAGCAACAUCCCUCUUAACACCGGUAGCAAGUCAUCAUCUCCCACUGCACUUGGCCUCCUCCUUCAAUCAUCAAUAUUCAGAGAAUUGGUUCAGAAGAACUCAAAAUUCUCGGAGGAUGAGAGUACUGACGGAGAAGAAACAAAGAACCAGCCACAGGUUGGUAGUGAUGAUGAGUUCGGUGGAAUUUUCUAUGAUGGAAUCGGCGACAACCCGUUUGGUUGCACUUCCAAUUCUGAUGGAGAUAACAACCCAUGGAGCAGCAUUACAAGCACCAUUUUGCUCAAUCAACCAACAAAAGCAAAUGCCUCAGACUCUCUAUUUUUCUUUUCUUAGAUGCAUCAUGGGAAACAGAACUUAGUCAUGUGGAAGAAAUUUUGUUUCACUUUGUAAAUAACAGAAUUGGCGCAUAAAA